GUCAAUAUUACAGGUACAAGUGGACCCUUACUUGGAGGACGCGAUGUGCUCCGUAUGCAACUUGCAGCAGGGACCAUACUUCUGCAGAGACCCGCUCUGCUUCAGAUACUUCUGCCGCGCUUGCUGGGCCUGGCAGCACCGCAACGUGAGCCAUAAACAGCUGAUGCGCUGGUCCAAGGGCGGGUCCGCGUCGGGCUCCGCCCCGCGCCACGCCCCACGCGCCGCCCCCGCCUCGCCGCCCGCGCAGCCCCCGCACACGCCACUAGAGACCGGCUACAAUGGGUAUGCUGCUUCUUGCGAUGGUACGACUUCGCCAAAUCCGAGUGAAUACGAAGUGGCGAGUGUUGCGCAGACGCACUUCGAGUCUACCAAGUUGAGUGACAAGGAGCCCUGGGAGUAGUCUAACUUACGACUACCCGUAUAUUGAUUGUUAUAGCCUGUUUGUUUUAUUGAUAUUUUAAUUGCUUUUCCAAUUUUUAAGUAACAAAGUUUAUGAUUAUUGUUCAAAUUA
Papilio polytes (common Mormon) is the source of this 511-nucleotide messenger RNA. RefSeq lists its product as uncharacterized. NCBI's taxonomy places the organism in Eukaryota, Metazoa, Arthropoda, Insecta, Lepidoptera, Papilionidae. Bases 44 to 400 code for a protein of 118 amino acids. The transcript has 3 exons. The record is from RefSeq and is a predicted model, not a curated record.